GCGGUGUUUUCGUCGUCAUAAUAUGAUCAGCUAUGCUGAACACUCGGCGGAAUACAUAAGCACACUUACUCAAAAAAUUACAUUAAUUAUACAUCUGAGCACUACAAUAAAUAAGAGACGGUGUUUGGUCUCGAAAUAUAUUGAUAUUAUUCACAUGCACAAGCAUAAGCGUGCGCACGCCUUAAUCGAAAACGUAACUCUGCUGCCGUCGUGUCGUCGUCAUCGUCAGUCGCUCAUCCCGCGGCAUUAUACGCUCGGCAAUCCACGAAAUGAUCGCGUGCGAACGAUCUGACAACGACGACUGCGGCGGAAGCGGUGUAGAACAAUUCGACCCGCUACUUGCACCACAGCUACGAAUGAAUCAAGCGGAAUCAAGCGUUGGCGUCUCUGGUAACGGCUGCGUAGAACAAGCGCGAUGCUCGGGACUGGCCGACCGGUCCAUGUUAUUGCACGGCCUGUGCGCCGCCACCAUCGCUCUGGCCACUGUCCGUUUCCUUCCGUCAUUCACCACGUUGGCCAUGUGCCUGGUCGGCGUGUGCGUCCUAGCGCUGGCGCUUAGAAUGCUGUCGUGCAGCCUGUUCCGGUUUAGAGGACCGUGUGGCCACAGAUCCACCAAAGCAAAUGCCCACAAUAAUGAUGGCUGUCCCAGUAACGGCGGUCCAUCCGUUCCACAACGACGUCCGCUAGAACCGCUAGACACGCCGACAAGCGGCGGUGACGCGCUGUCGCUCGUCAAACGUGGUCUGCGAUUACUGAUGAGAGUAAUGCUAGGCGUCCCACGUUCACUUGUUAUUCGCCCGAAACGUUCCCGACGGUCAACGCGCCGAAGUCGCGACACCGCAAGCAGAGCCACCGUCACCGUCACCACCGUCACCGCCUGCAGCACCACCACCACGAAGUCCGUCGGGAUGGUUACGGUUUCUCGGGCCGGCAACGAUUACGUUCACCGCAGCCAACGUCAGUAUGCACCACCAGGGAACAGCAAUGACAGUAUUAUUACGUCAUAAUCUAAUAGAUUAAAAUUUUUAAGGGUUCUACGAUUGUAUUUGCAUCAAGAGAGUAUGCUAGUUGAUUCGUGGCGAGCUUUCAAUUUAAAAGGCAUAUCUGUGACAUUUUUUAAACAUUUAUGCCGAGUUCCAUUAGCAUACACUAAACCUGCAGGGUGGUCCAACCAGUGGCCCAAGGGCCGCAGCCUUUUUCUUUGGCCCUCCAACAAUUUAAUAAUUAUGAUAUUGAACAAUUGGGUUCUGAAAAACAAUUUCAAUCAUCAUAUCAAUUAAUCAAUUAAUUCUAAAUUCUAAUUAAUUCUCGAUAUAAGUAACUUAUUGUGUAAUGUAAUAAUAUGUGAAUUACAUAAAAUAGAAUACAAAUAUUAGGUAAUAAUAUAAUUUUGUUUUCUGGCAACCACCGGUGUUUUUUUUAAAAGGUAAAAUUUGCGCUCCAGCUACAAAAGGUUAGACCCCCUGCACAAAACAUUGAAUGAAUCGAGUGCCCCUAUAAUGUAUGCGCAGUCAUUAAUCCGCAUUAACUCGUUACUCAUUAUUAAGUGUUUAGGUUAUAAUAUAGUAGGCACGCAUUUAUAAAUUUAAUGAACUUGACUAAUAACUCGUUAAAGUUGAUAAAAAAUAUUAUAUAUUCCAUGAUGUACCCACCUAUAUUAUAAAAUUAUAAUUUAUUGCAGCAGAAAAGGUUAUUGCGCAACUUCAAAACCGUUUAAAUGCAUUUUUUAAUCGAUUCGGAAAAUUGAAUUAACUUUCUAAUGUGCAUCACGUUAAUAUCAUGUACAUACACUAAUAUCAUGUACAUACACAUACCCAACUCUAUUACUAGGGUCUAGGAUAAAGUGAAUUCGGAUUGAGUUAUUGCGCAUCAACAACUGCAAAUUAACUAAAAAAUGAGUGAGCUAAUGGCCGAAUAAUUUUUUUUAAAUGAAAGCAUAAAUAUUUUAUUGGUAUUACUACAAUCUUACCAAUAUCCAAGUUGUUCAAAAUAUUAUCUUUAAAACUGCAUGACUUUUGCUACACCUAAUAUUGUCCUAACAAUCGCAGUAACAAAAUGAUCAUCAAAAUAGUAAAAUUUAUAAAAAAAUAUGUAGAUAAUAUUAUAAUUGAUAGGUACGUUUCUGCAGCAAUCGAGCAAUCGAGACUGACCUAACCUAUAAGCAUAUUAGUGUAUUGAGGUUAGUACAUAGGUACAUAAGUACCCAUUCGGAAGUAAUUUAAUCACAACAUAUUGUAGGACAUAAUAUCAACAUUAUCAACUAUAUUAUAUUAAUAUGCAAUACCUUUAUACAGGGUGAUUCACAAAGCAUGAUAACCCCUAUUUUUCUUUUAAUAAUGAAUUUAUUCAAAUUCUGAGUUUUGGAAUUUUUAAACAUUCUCAAAGACCAUAUUUACAAAUUCUUCAAUUUUUUUUACUAUUAUUGAGGGAUGUCCUGUAAUGAUAAAAACUUCUAUUUUUCAAAUGAGAACCCUCCAUAAGUAACCCUUUACUGUAAAUUAAUUAGUGAAUAAUCUUUUUUUUAAUAUUGAUAUACCAUAUUCAAAAUUUGAAUGAGUAAUUUCUUAAUUAUUAAAAUGUUUAUAUUAAAGCUAAUAGCCCUUAAAACUGGUCUUACAUAAACAUAAAAUAGACGUAAAAUUGGAUCUUGUAUUUAUUUACAUUAUACUUGGGCCAUUUUUACAAAUUAUUAAUAUCGAUUGAUUAAUAUUAAUUACUACAAUUUUCAAAUCAUCAUAGCCCCAUCUUAUUAGUUAUUACUAAGGACCUUUUAUCAUUAGAACACAAAGUUAAAUAACUCGAAAACUGCUAUUACGAGUAUUGAUUUUGAUAAGUCAAAAAUUUCAGAAAAAUUAUCUCUUGUAUAGUUUAUAAAUGAAUAGGGGUGUUCUCAUUUGAAUAACAGAAGUUUGUAACUCCAAGGGACACUCCUUAAGUAGCUCAAAAAAUUUCAAGAAUUUGAAAAUAUAGUCUAAAG
Molecule: messenger RNA, 2977 nt
Organism: Myzus persicae (green peach aphid)
Lineage: Eukaryota; Metazoa; Arthropoda; Insecta; Hemiptera; Aphididae
Exons: 1
Coding region: 270-1007 (245 amino acids)
Source: RefSeq, a predicted model, not a curated record